GCUUAUAUCAGCGCCUGCACAGAGCCGUCCUGCACACGACCAACCAGAUAUAGCCAUCUACAACUACUCCAUACAGUGAUUCAUUAGUCAUACAAUGAUAGGUUUAGAAGAUGAGCGUACGAAGGACAUGUGUCCGAUCUGUAAAACAGACAAGUACCUUUCGCCCAACAUGACGUUUCUAAUCAACCCCGAGUGUUACCACAAGAUCUGCGAGUCCUGUGUGGAUAGAAUCUUCUCGUUGGGCCCAGCCCCAUGCCCAUACCCCAAGUGUGGCAAGAUCUUGCGGAAGAACAAGUUCAAGAAGCAGAUCUUCGAUGAUAUCUUGAUUGAACGAGAGAUCGAUAUCCGGAAGCGAAUCAGCAAUAUAUUCAACAAGACAGAGGAAGACUUCCCCAGUUUGGACGAGUACAACCAGUACUUGGAGAAGGUAGAAAACGUGAUCUUCAACCUCAACAAUGGUGUGGACAAGGAGAAGACAGAGGAAGAGGUCAACAAGUAUGAAGCAGAAAACAAGAUAGAGAUCUUGGAGAAGAGCAUGAGAGAGAGUCAAAAGAACUCAGACUUCACCAAAUACCAGGAGGCUGUCGAGAGGUUGAAGCAGGAGAAGUUGAGGAUUCAGAAGCAAAUGGAAAUCGAAGACAUCCAAUACCAAAAGCAACAGCAGCAAGAAUUGCUCGACAAAUUGUCUUCGUCCAACACUGCAAACUCCGACGAGAUUAUCAAGCAACAACAGUCCAAUAUGCAGAAGAGGUCGCAGUUCAGAAAGAGACAGUUGCAGCAGUUGACAUCCCAGCUUGACCAAAACUUCUCCAAGAACAACCCAUUAACAAAGAAGGAGGUUGACAACGAGCCAAAGGCUCCAUUCACUCCAUUCCAAGGCGACCGUGAAUUGAAGAAGCGUUACGAAUUGUUACCAAUACCGCGUGACGUCGAUGACUUGUUGGAUAUCGACAACCAUGCCGAUGAGACGUACCAAGAUCCAUACGUUAACAAGUUGGCCAAGAACAAGGAAUAUUUGGGCGCAGGCUGGAGAUUGCAUACCGUAUUUGAAAGGGCCUUGGACGAAGCAUUCAUGGGUUUGGGGUGUUUUAUUGAGAAGGAAAAGAUGGUGAGUUGAGCUAUGCUAAAGAAGAAAUUAAUAUAUCAAAAGGGUCCAGCACAUUCAGACUCAACCAUACACAAUUUGAAAAUGCUACGAUGAUUGAUCAACCAAGAAUAAGAAUGCUAAUAAGCAUUCCAGACGAUUGCAUGCUACAC
Molecule: messenger RNA, 1257 nt
Organism: Suhomyces tanzawaensis NRRL Y-17324
Lineage: Eukaryota; Fungi; Ascomycota; Pichiomycetes; Serinales; Debaryomycetaceae
Gene: TFB3
Product: TFIIH/NER complex subunit
Exons: 2
Coding region: 95-1117 (340 amino acids)
Biological process (GO): regulation of transcription by RNA polymerase II; nucleotide-excision repair; positive regulation of cyclin-dependent protein serine/threonine kinase activity
Cellular component (GO): transcription factor TFIIH holo complex
Molecular function (GO): cyclin-dependent protein serine/threonine kinase activator activity
Source: RefSeq, a predicted model, not a curated record